GAUUUAAUCAUUGGUUCUGUUCUCGAUUAGUCAGCCUGUUUUCAUUGUAGGGCUUUUUGCGCAAGCGGUUAUAUCCUUCUUCACAGGGAAGAGAAGAGCCGAUUUCAACAGGUCCCACGAAGAAAAACAAAGAACCACACCCGGUAUUGUAUGACAGCUUCGCGUUGCUCACAGAAAGUCCAUCCCAGCUCUACCCUCUAUCAGCUUGGGCAGAUAGGGCAGCCAGUGCCUUCGGUACCAUAGGCCGGGAACCCCGUUCCUCUUCGGACCGUCCGCGGCUAUCUGCCUGGCCCAGGUCGAAGCCCAGCUAGCCCUGCACCAACUGAGCAUCAUCGCCGCUGCCAGUAACCACGGCAACCAGCAACGGGCCCUGCUCAACCUUCUCCAGCAAGCAGCUGCCAACAACAUCGCUCAGCCGCUCGCCCCGUCAUGUACCAGCCUCAGCAACAGGGGGCACCCUUCAACAGGCCCAGGAACAUGCCAUACCAUCAACAACAACCGGGCCACUCUACGGGCGGCAACAACAUGGCCCAGAUGAACAGCUACCAGGCGGGUCAGUUCCCGCCGCAAACUCGGCUACACGAGGAGCUGGAGUCAGCGAUCUCUGUCCGUGUUCAGGGUGGGAGGGACGAGGACCACCGACUACUCAACCAGAAUAACCAGAUCCCCCGGCAGCACUGUGUAGAUCCCCGCAUGCACGGGGACGGUCGGGGUGGGAGUUCAGAGACUGCCUAUUCUAACAGCAACAACCUUGUUUCGCUCUCCUGCGAUGACCAGCAGAAUCAGAUGCAAGAUGUGGACUGGUCCAACUACCAGACUCCCAGUAAACUCUUUGGUCUCAAUCAGCAGCAGCACCUCCAGCAGUCCUCCCACUCUCAUGCUAACCCCAACAGCGGGCAUUCAGGAGGGGGCAUGCAAAGCUGGAAUGCUCCUGUUUCUCAACCGGCUCGUCCACAGGGUGGAAACAUGCAGGGUCUGUACGUACCUGAGAGCGCAGGCAGUAUCCUGGCCGGCUUCGGUUUGUCAAACGAUGACCUGGAGGUUCUCAGCCACUACCCUGAUGACCAACUAACUCCAGACACUCUGCCCUUCAUCCUACGUGACAUACAGAUACACAAAACAAACAGAAACACAGGCCCUCCUGCGUUCUCUCAAACUCUCCCUGCUAUUCCUAACCUGCCGCCACCGCUGCGUCUUUCUCCACCACAGCGGCAUCCUGCACAUUCAUGUCCGACCAACAUCCCAACUUUUCUGAGUGUGACGCAAACGGCGGGUAAAGUUAUCGACUACGGCCAUGCGAGUAGGGGCGGCGGAAGAGGGUAGGGACUCUUACAAACGCGAGCUACCGUCCAAGGAGAGAGCAACUAAACCAGAGUCAAAGUCCACCGGUUCAUCUUUGAAACGUAAAGCUGAAUCCCCAAGGCGGCACGACGACUCUUCCGACUCAAAGAAAGACAAAGACUACAGGAGGCGUGCUCCAAUCCCCCGACACUCACAAGCACAAAAGAACGCCCGUCAGAGAGCCGCCAUCAAGAUCUCGGUCGGAGCGCGAAGGGUCCAGAUCAAGGCCACAGUUCGAAGCCAGGAGUGAGUCGUCAAAAUCAACCAGACCCUCCGGUGCCAAACGCAGCUCUAGCGCAACCAAGAGGCUCCCAACACCCACCAUGAUAGGUGAUUUCUCGGCGGACCCUCCGAAGGUGUACCCCCACACCUGCUCCCUGUGCGACAUGCAAUGUGAACGGGCUAAGGACUGGAUCGAUCACGUGAACACAGUCAACCACACAGCUAGCUGCAGAGAUCUGCGCAACAAGUAUCCAGACUGGAAUCCAAAUGUCCCAAGGAGGGACCCGUCUCAAGGUCAGGAUGCUUCUGCCACCUGGCAGUCCCUAGAACGCUCUCCCUCCCGCUCAGUCUCCCGUUCCUUGUCCUGGUCCCCUCUCCAACCCCCUCUGGACCGAAGCCGAAGGAUCUCUCCGCCUACAUCCCAUGGACACGCCCCCACACCUCUGGUCGGCACAGCCCCUCCCAGUCCCAUCGGGGUUCUGCCUCCAGUGCUCACAGGCCGGAGAAGAGAACCAGUGAAUCCUCAGGGAUAUCUACUGGGAGCUCCUCUCGAGAAGGCCUGAAGCGUUCCAGAAAUGACCCCGCCAAGUGUGCGACUGGCCACGGCAACAGAGCAGGGGUUUCUGGGAAACACGAGUCCGGGAAACUUGAGUCCUAUUUGUCGUCCACCAGCAAGU
Messenger RNA from Oncorhynchus keta (chum salmon), 2240 nucleotides. Its product is annotated as zinc finger protein 638-like. Bases 1665 to 2126 code for a protein of 153 amino acids. NCBI's taxonomy places the organism in Eukaryota, Metazoa, Chordata, Actinopteri, Salmoniformes, Salmonidae. The transcript has 6 exons. The record is from RefSeq and is a predicted model, not a curated record.